CGGAGCACAACGGAACCGCUCAAGGUCUCCUCCGAUGAAGCCCCACCGAUCGCAUCCUCCUCUUCUUCCCUUUGUCCAAAAGAGUGGCAGCCUUCUCUCCCCGUCGACAGAGGCCACUGCCACCUUCCCCGGAGGCCGCCUCCCUCUCCUCGUCGCCGGCGCUUCUUUUUUCCUUGCUCCUUCGUUUUGUGCUUUUCGAUGACGUCGAACCCUCUCCCGUGGCAUUGGGUCAUCGAAACCCUAGCAAAUUGCAAGCAAGUUGACACUUCCGUCCUCGGGGAUUUGAUCUUGAAGGACGCGGAGAUCUUAAUUGGCGCCCCGGUACCUGUGCGGGAGAAGGUCGCUUUGAGGUACUUGGAGAAACUCGUGGAUGUAGAUCGAGAGGAGGGUCCCUCGGAGUGGGCCUCUUCCGGUAAGAUCGAUGUCAACCGAUCAUGCGAGGAAGUUCUUUCCCGGGAGAUGCGGAAGUUUUUUCAGGUAGCAAGAUUGUUUAAUCUUGAAAAGGAUAAGGUAAACCUGCUCACUCCUGACCUUCACAAGUUUAUUCUUCAAAAGAGGGCUUCCUUAUCAGGGUCUUCUCUUGACAAGAUAAAGGCAGCCAUUCUACAGGGCCAUUGCCAAGCUCUCUUGCCGUUGAAGGAAAUCAGUGGCUUGCUAGUACAAAAUGAAGUUGAUAAUUUUCAGGGCAAGGUCAGUGAUGAGUCUCAAAGGGCAAAGAAGCUUCAAGUAAGCACAUACAACACUGAAAUGGAAUCAUUGAGACAGAGUCCAGCUGCUCCUGCACCUGAUGGUUGCAAUGGACUACUGCAAGAAGAAUGCACUAGAUCUAUACCGCAAUUUCCAAAUCAGAUUGUUGAAGGCUUCAAGAGGAUGCUACAAGGAGAUGGUGUUAAUAAUGGUGGCAGUUAUCAAAAUAUCAAUGAGUUUACUGGGAACGAAAGGAAGAAGAUUAAGCUAAGCACUAAAGAUUAUCAUGCCCAGUCAAAUGAAAAAGAUUCAGGUCUCCUUGCUCCUGGAAGUAAUACUGUCAUAUCUCAAGAAGAUGCUUCAGAAUCCAUGGAGCAUUUAGUUAAGCUAAAUGUUACUGCAACUAAUGAUAAAACUAUUAUACAGGGUUCCAUGUGUGAGCUGCCUGGUCGAGAAAACAUUGAUGCUGGUGGCGUCCAAAUGCCACAACCACAACAGAUUUCAUCUUGUCCAGUUCCUGCUAAUAUCAAUAUAAUCAUGCAAGAAGAUUCUCCCAGAGUUGGACAACGUUUGCCCUUGGAUGUUUUUGUUAUGGAUGAUGAUCAUGCUCAUUUGAUGAAAGAUGCUACCAUUACCAAGUUACCUUGUAACGAAGGUGGAAGUUUGCAACAUGUAUCUGUAGAUGGAAGUGGAGAAAAGAUGAAUUCUGCAUUCUUUGAGAAAAGCCGUUUAAAUGUUCAGCUUAGUGUUACACCAGAGAUAGCAGGAGAUGGGGAUGGCUCAUGUAAUGUGCUUUCUGAUGCUGAACUACAUAAUGAUAUAUUUGCUGCUGAGAAGCACCGCCUUUUGAGCUCCCAAGUACAUAUCAAUGAUGAUUCUGCCAUUGGUGGUUGUACAGAACAAGGUUUGUGUAUUAAGUGUGAUAAAGGCGGAGAAUUGUUGACUUGUGGUGGCAAUGGCUGUUUGAUAUCUGUUCAUGAAUCAUGUUUAGGGUCGUCACCAAUUUUUGAUACAUCAGGACUUUUUUACUGCCCCUUCUGUUCAUAUACAAGAGCUGCUAUUUCAUAUAGAAAAGUGAAGAAAAAUUUUAUUCAAGCAAGGAGAGUCCUUUCGGAAUUUAUUGGUGGAAAUUUUGUUCGAGGACAUCGAAAGGUGUCACCAUCAGGUGUUCAUAAAGAAACAAAUCAAACAAGAGUUGUUGACAAUUCAUGUAGUGAACAUAGUGCCGGCUCAAGUCAGUGUAAGGGGAAUAAGCUCAAUGAAAUUUCAGUAGAAGUCAAUGAACAUUCUCGAGUAGAACGUGAACGUGCUUGUGAUAAUUGCACCUCUCUCAUGUUAAAUGGUAAUGCUGACCUCAGCAAAGUGCAUAUUGUUCCACAAAGUAAUGGUGAACAAGUUGAGGUUGCAGAGCACCAGCACUUAAGAGAACCUUAUGCUGCUGCUGAUAACUGCCGAGGGGAUUCAUGUCAUGCUAGAGACAUUGAUGUCAGGCAAGGUGACAUUGUGAUGAUUGAGGACCAUUCUAAUGUACAACAGUUGAAGACUCCUGAGGAAGAAGGCCUCAUGUUAAAUGGUAAUGCUGACCUCAGCAAAGGGCAUAUUGUUCCACGAAGUAACAGGGAACAAGUUGAGGUUGCAGAACACCAGCACUUGAGAGAACCUUAUGCUGCUGCUGUUAACUGCCCUGGGGAUCCAUGUCAUGCUAGAGAUAUUAAUGAUGUCAGGCAAGAUGACAUUGUGAUGAUUGAGGCCCAUUCUAAUAUACAACAGUUGAAGACUCCUGAGGAAGAAGGCCAUGCUUCUGUAGACAAGGUAUUAGCUGGUGAAAAGCAUGGGAAAAGACAACUAGAGGAUAUCUUGGUAGUUGAUAACAAUGGUAGAAACAAAUCCUCUCCAGCCAAAUCUAAAAGGCAUAUUUCUCGGGCCAAGCGCUACUCAAAUCCGAUACUCCCUCCUACUAGGCGAACUAAACUCUCUUGGACUCCGGAGGAGGAGGAAUUUCUAAGGGAGGCAGUUCAUGAAUUGGGUGAAAAAAAUGAUGGUAGCAUCCCAUGGGUUAAAAUUUUAGAACUUGGUCGCCAUGUAAUUCAUAAGACUCGGCAACCAGGGGAUCUCAAAGAUAAAUGGAGGAAUAUGAAGAAGAAAGAGGCAUCAAGAACUCUUAACCGUUAACCCCAUCACCAUCUCAUAGGGUUUGUGAAAUAUUGGCCUAAGCUGUGGUAUCGCACUCCUUGGGCUUUGUUUUAGGAUAGCUAUUGUACGUGUGCGCAUCAGCUAUGUUGUACUUUUUUUUUACGCUACUAAUCUCAUCCUCACAAUGGCGAAUCUGUUUUGUACAAAUAUAGCAGCAGGUAGGCGUCAUGUGAAAGACCUCUUGGAAGAGAGUCCAGGUCAUUCCAAAGUCGGGUGAGAAUAUUCCAUGAAGCGUUCUGCUCUUUGAUAACCAAUUUGCUGUCGACGCAGCAAUGAUGAGAUUGUUUCUUUGUGCAUCUAGGCUUAUGAUUGCGUGUAUCGAACAUUCUCAGUGUUGCUGUGCAUCGUGACGUAAUUUUUUCUUUUAUUCGAAAAAAGCCAGGAAUUUUAAUUA
Messenger RNA from Musa acuminata subsp. malaccensis (wild Malaysian banana), 3274 nucleotides. RefSeq lists its product as uncharacterized. NCBI's taxonomy places the organism in Eukaryota, Viridiplantae, Streptophyta, Magnoliopsida, Zingiberales, Musaceae. The record is from RefSeq and is a predicted model, not a curated record.